AUGGCUCCAAAAGCUGCUGAGAAGAAACCCACCACUGGCGGCAAGGCCCCAGCUGGAAAGGCUCCCGCUGCCGAGAAGAAAGAAGCUGGCAAGAAGACCGCCGCCGCCCCAUCUGGUGACAAAAAGAAGCGAGGCAAGACGCGAAAGGAAACCUAUUCUUCUUACAUCUACAAAGUCCUCAAGCAAGUCCACCCUGACACUGGUAUUUCCAACCGCGCCAUGUCCAUCUUGAACUCUUUCGUCAAUGAUAUCUUCGAGCGUGUCGCCACUGAAGCCUCCAAACUUGCUGCCUACAACAAGAAGUCCACAAUCUCCUCCCGAGAGAUUCAAACAUCCGUCAGACUGAUCCUGCCUGGCGAACUUGCCAAGCAUGCUGUGUCUGAGGGCACUAAGGCCGUCACCAAGUACUCUUCUCAAAGCAAGUAA
Molecule: messenger RNA, 426 nt
Organism: Cladophialophora psammophila CBS 110553
Lineage: Eukaryota; Fungi; Ascomycota; Eurotiomycetes; Chaetothyriales; Herpotrichiellaceae
Product: histone H2B
Exons: 3
Coding region: 1-426 (141 amino acids)
Biological process (GO): nucleosome assembly
Cellular component (GO): nucleosome
Molecular function (GO): protein heterodimerization activity; DNA binding; structural constituent of chromatin
Source: RefSeq, a predicted model, not a curated record